Molecule: messenger RNA, 3292 nt
Organism: Cyprinus carpio (common carp)
Lineage: Eukaryota; Metazoa; Chordata; Actinopteri; Cypriniformes; Cyprinidae
Product: leucine rich repeat containing 10B
Molecular function (GO): protein binding
Source: RefSeq, a predicted model, not a curated record
GAGAGACGGUCCAUGGCAACGCUUUACGCAAACUCCACACUCCAGAGAAAGAGAGAGAGAGAGAAACGCGAGGCAGCACUGAACGCACAACGUUGUAAAGACACAGACAUCGAGUCGAGCGCUUCUGGAAACUUUAAACCGACGUCUCAGAGGAUUUUGUCCGAUUUAGGAGCACGCAAAGCGGAGUUACAGUGUGCCAUCGUCAGUUCGGUUCACAUUGCCGCCGGCCAGGUCAAAGCGAGACCGGGAUCCACAGACCGGGCAACCGGACAAGAGCUGUGUGUGUCGGCAGAGAGAGACGCUCAGCACCAGGGUUCACACAGAACAGACUGAAACGCUUAGUUUGUGACUGUAAUGUGAGUCAAUUAAUGCUUUUAACAAACUAUAUACUUUACAAUUAUUAAAUAAAUAAUUAGCUGUGAAAACGGUAUGUAAUUAAUAUGCAAACAUUGGCAGCUACUUUGACACUCAUCUGUUAACUUUGAGUUUACAUUACAGAGACAAAAUUAAGCUUUCUUCCUGUUACAGUUAUACUUAUUUUUACAACUACUACUACUACUACUAUUACUACUACUACUAUUACUAUUAUUACUAUUAUUAUUAUAAUCUGUUCUAUAGCAUAUAGUUUUAUAAAGAGUAUUUUAAUUGAAGCAAUCCACACAAACACACAAAGAAUAUGGCUCCUUGCUGGUAUCAGUGCUGUGUUUGCUGACGUUGGACCUUGUUGUACUCGGACUGAGGGGGAGCCGCCUGUAGUCAGAGCACCAUGUGUCGCUGUGCUGGCUCUGUCACUGCCGGGUCAAUCCUACUGAGUGAAACUGACACGGGGAGGGGGUGCCAGCCCCACAGACCGCCUCACCCUCUUACCCCGUCCUGAAACACUCUCUCACGACACACACAGACAAGCGCCGGGCUAGCCGGCCGAGGGUAUGGGCAACUCGUCCCGAAAAGAGGCCCAGGACGAAGGAGGAGAGGAAAAGGAGAAAAAGGUUAAAGAGAAUGGAGAUGAAGGCGAGGAGGAGGAGGAAGCGGCUGAAAAAGAAGAAGAAGAAGAGGAGGUCGUGGAGGACGAGGAGCUGCCGCUCGGAGUAGACGAUCUCUUGGCGAGUGGAGAUCCGGUGUUGGAUCUGAGCUACUACAAGUUCCGUCGCCUUCCUCGUCAAGUCCUAGAUCUGGAGUACUUGGAGAAGCUCUACGUCUGUGGAAACCGUCUCCGCAGCGUUCCUAAGGGUAUCACGCGGCUGCAGGGUUUGCGUACCCUGGCGCUCGACUUCAAUAAGCUCGAUGACGUUCCUCUCUCUGUGUGCCAGCUGACUAAUCUCACGUGUCUUUACUUGGGAAGCAACCGGCUGAUGAGCCUCCCACCGGAAGUGAGGAACCUGCAGAACUUGCGUUGCCUCUGGGUGGAGAGCAACUACUUCCAGCGAUUCCCCAAGCAGUUGUACGACCUUCCCAACUUGCGCUCACUGCAGAUCGGGGACAACCGUCUGCGCACCCUUCCCUCGGACCUAUGGCGCAUGGAGUCCCUGAGAGGACUCUGGUUGUACGGUAACCGCUUUCAGGAGUUUCCCCGAGUGCUCCUCAAGAUGGAGCAGCUGGAGAUUCUGGACAUGGACCGCAAUCGGAUAUCAGAGUUCCCAAACUUGCAUCAUCUUCCCGGGCUGCGACUCUUCUCCUACGACCACAACCCCGUGAAGGAGCCACCGCGUGUAGGGGAGGAGGUGCUUAUCGUCGGGGAGGGCGCUGAGGAGGUUUUGCAGGCUAGAGAGAGAAGAAGGGAGGCAAAAGAACGAGCAGAGAAGGAAGCAGAGGAGGCGGCGGCCGCGGCGGCAGCAGCAGCUAGUCCGGUCAUUCAUGGAAUACUCAAGAAACUCCGGAUGAACUCCGCCCUUAACCUGGCAGCUGCUAAGGGGAAGGAAACAAAUGAGUCGGUUCCAUCAACAACCCCAACUGGGGACGAGAACGGACCACAGAAUAAUGACGAAGGGGCGGAGUCUGAGAGACAAGGUGCAGCGUUUGAGGAGGCGGAGCUUGGUUAUGACGACGGCGGUCUGGAGUAUGAAAGGGAGGAGCUAAUCUGCGAGGGGGAGGGGUAUGAAGGCUACGAUGGGGCGGAGUUAGAGUAUGAGAGAGCAGAAAUGGACUAUGAAUAUGAAGGGGAGGAGCAAGAACAACCUUGAUACUUGUACCUGUUAGUCUACUUAUUAUAUCUGAAGUGUAAUUUCUUCAAACAGAAUUGCAGUUUGUUUUAGCAGUCAACAGUCAUUAUUUUUGCAAUUCUUUGAUGCAGACGCUACACACUUCUGCUUUUAGCAUUUGAGGUGUUACUGCAAGGGUUGCAGGUUCAAUCCCAAGUGUGAACUGGAGAGUAACAAUGAGUUAUUGGAGUCCAGAAAAUGGCACUUAAGUAACCCCAUGAUACUUUAUGGGGUUAUGAAAGCGACAGCAAGUCGCUCUAAUAAAAAGCAAUUGCUAACAUUAACAUUAAAUUAUGUCUGAUUGGUUGGAAAGUUUAAUGAAAGGUCAAGUUUUUUUUUUUUAAAUGGUGUACCCAAAAAUGCAAAAUCUGUUAUCAUUCGCUCAUUCUCAUGUUCAGUACUGUGUGAAACACAAAAUAAGAUAUUUUAAUGAACAUUUUUUUCCCCACACAAUGAAAGUCAAUAGGGUCAAGAACUACAUUGGUCCCCAUUGAUUUUCACUGUAUAGACAAAAUACACUAACAUUGUAAAAAAUAUUUUCAUUUACACUCUCUAUAAAUGAAUACAGGUUUGAAAUUACUUUAGGGUGAGUAAAUGAUGGCACAAAAAACAUGAAAAUUAAUAACACAAUUUCUAAAAUACAGCUUAAGUUAUAAAAGAGCAUCACUCAAUAACCCUGUGAAUCAACUUUUACAAAUACGCAAAAGUUUUUCACACAAGUAUAAGUGAGUGUUGCUAUUGUUAGAAGGUAUUUAUUGUUGGCCAGCCAUUACUGCAAUCUUUAAACACCGGACUCACUUCAGUAUUUACAAGGUUUAAUUUUAAGAGUUGUAAUUUGUAAAAAAAUCAACUGUGAAGACCUGUGAAACUGCACAACUUUUUCAUGCGUCAAAACUACAUUACGGUGUGCUGUGUAUUUCUAAUUAAGAGCAGGGCUCAGGCAUUUUUGUUUGUGAGUUUGUGUAAGUGUGUCUGGAAAUCCACCCUGACAUGAGUGUACUGUUUAUAAGAAACUUGAUGCUGCAAUUGCAGCGAUGUGUGUUGGUGAAACCAAAUAUUCUCUUAUUAAAUAAUCAAUGAGUUUGCCAAACAUG